CAUGGCACAGGCGCGGUCGCGCUGCCGCUGCGGCCGCGGGAGGAGGAGGAGGAGGAGGAGGAGGAGAGGGGGGGCACGGGAGGAGGAAGAUGCCGGGGAAGCUGAAGGUCAAGAUCGUGGCGGGGCGCCAUUUGCCGGUGAUGGACCGCGCCAGCGACCUGACCGACGCCUUCGUGGAGGUGAAAUUUGGAAAUACAACAUUUAAGACAGACGUGUAUCCCAAAUCGCUUAAUCCGCAGUGGAAUUCUGAGUGGUUCAAAUUUGAAGUGGAUGAUGAGGAGCUGCAGGAUGAGCCUCUCCAGAUCACAGUUCUGGAUCACGAUACGUACAGUGCCAACGAUGCCAUUGGCAAGGUGUACAUAGACAUCGAUCCCCUGCUCUACAGCGAGGCAGCCACGGUUAUUUCAGGGUGGUUUCCAAUUUAUGACACCAUUCAUGGUAUACGUGGGGAGAUCAACGUGGUGGUGAAAGUAGAUCUCUUCAAUGAUUUAAACAGAUUUAGGCAGUCAUCCUGUGGAGUCAAGUUUUUUUGCACCACGUCCAUCCCCAAGUGCUACCGGGCUGUGGUGAUCCACGGCUUCGUGGAGGAGCUGGUGGUGAACGAGGACCCCGAGUACCAGUGGAUCGACCGCAUCCGCACGCCCCGUGCCUCCAACGAGGCUCGCCAGCGGCUCAUCUCGCUCAUGUCAGGUGAAUUGCAAAGGAAGAUUGGCUUGAAGGUGCUUGAAAUGAGAGGAAAUGCUGUUGUUGGUUAUUUGCAGUGUUUUGAUUUGGAGGGAGAGUCUGGACUCGUGGUGAGAGCCAUAGGAACAGCCUGCACGUUGGAUAAAUUAAGUAACACAUCAGCAUUUUUACCUGCAUGUAACUCCCCAUCCAAAGAAAUGAAGGAGAUUCCUUUCAAUGAAGAUCCCAAUCCCAAUACAUAUUCAUCAGGACCCUCCACCCCUCUGAAAAACCAAACCUAUUCCUUUUCACCUUCCAAGUCCUACAGUCGACAGUCCUCUUCUUCUGACACAGAUUUGAGUUUGACACCCAAAACUGCACCUUCCCCACAGGGACCUAGGAUUUUCCUGUUUCCCAGCUCCCCUACACUCUCUUGUGGUUCCCCACAUCUUAAAAAGUCCUGUCUCCUCCUCUCGGGGUCUAGCAUUAAACCUCUGCACUCUAGCCAUGUCAGCCCAGUUGUUCUGAGGAAAAGUGUUUCUUUCACUGAAGAGCUGCUUCUGGCUGCUUCUGGAAUGGGCAGUGGGAGUGCUGGAAAAGAAGGGGGGCCAUUUAAAACUCUUUUAAGACAACAGACUCAGUCAGCUCUGGAACAAAGGGAGUUCCCCUUUUUCACCCUGACCACCUUCCCGCCAGGCUUCCUGGUCCACGUCGGGGGCGUUGUCAGCGCGCGCUCCGUCAAGCUCCUGGACCGCAUCCACAAUCCCGCCUUUGUCGGAAUUAUGGGUAACACAAGAUCAUACAAACUGCUAGACUGGAAUAGUUUCAAUUCAGAUGAACCAGAGACACGAGAUGCCUGGUGGGCAGAAAUCAGACAAGAAAUAAAAUCCCAUGCCAAGGCAUUGGGUUGUCAUGCUGUAGUGGGCUACAGUGAAUCAACCAGCAUUUGUGAAGAGGUCUGUAUUUUGUCCGCAUCUGGCACAGCAGCUGUACUGAACCCUAGGUUCCUUCAGGAUGGCACCAUGGAAGGCUGUUUGGAACAAAGGUUGUCAUGGCAGCCUGGCUUCUUUUCCAUAGGGUCAGAGAAGGGAGAGGUUGAUUUUUUUCCUCAGAGCCAAGAUAGUUCUUCUCUAUUAGGGAUUGAAGAAGCUUCACCACCAGGUUGUGGAUUUUGCCAUAUCCCAUAUGAUGAAUUGAACAUGCCUUUUCCUGCUCACCUCACUUACUGUUACAACUGCAGGAAGCAAAAAGUUCCUGAUGUCCUUUUCACCACAAUUGACCUUCCUGUAGAGGCAAUAGUUGUUGGGAAGGGAUGUCUUAUUCAAGCCAGGUUGUGCCGUCUGAAGAAGAAAGCUCAGGCUGAAGCAAAUGCAACCUCCAUCAGUAACCUCCUGCCCUUCAUGGAGUAUGAAGUGCACACACAGCUGAUGAACAAACUCAAGCUGAGGGGAAUGAAUGCCCUCUUUGGGCUGAGAAUUCAGAUCACUGUGGGGGAAAAUAUGCUGAUGGGCUUGGCAUCUGCAACAGGUGUGUAUUUAGCAGCUUUGCCAACACCCGGAGGUAUUCAGAUUGCUGGGAAGACUCCAAAUGAUGGCACCUAUGAGCAGCACAUAUCCCAUAUGCAAAAGAAAAUAAAUGACACAAUAGCAAAGAACAAGGAACUUUAUGAGAUUAAUCCUCCAGAGUUACCUGAAGAAAUUAUUGGGUCUCCCAUUCCAGAGCCAAGACAACGAUCCAGGCUACUGAGAUCUCAGUCAGAAAGCUCUGAUGAAGUUACAGAGCUUGACCUUUCACAUGGGAAGAAGGAUGCUUUUGUCUUGGAGAUUGAUGACACAGAUGCAAUGGAAGAUGUACAUUCUUUACUGACAGAUGUUCCACCACCUUCUGGUUUCUACAGUUGCAACACAGAAAUUAUGCCUGGUAUAAAUAACUGGACACCAGAAAUUCAAAUGUUCACAGCAGUUAGAGUGUCCAGAUUAAGCAACAUUAACCCAACAAAUCAAACUCUCAAUAAGAACUUUAAUGAUCUCUGUGAGAAUCUGUUGAAGAGUUUGUAUUUCAAACUGCGGUCCAUGGUUCCCUGCUGUCUUUGCCAUGUGAACUUCACAGUGGCUCUGCCAGAGGAUGAACUGGUUCAGAUUGCAGUCACAGCUGUUGCCAUUACAUAUGACAAAAACCAAGCACUACAAGCCAACAAAGCACCUACAGAAAAAACACAGCAAAGAGCAUCUACAGACAAUGAGGAACAGCUCCAAUUUCCCUUGGAACUUUGCUCUGAUGCCCUUUCUUCUCAACCAUUCUCUCCAGCUAAAGAAGUCCUGGAGGGUGCAAGUUCCCACACAGGUAUUCCUGCUGCUCAGAGAGCAACGUCAGUUGAUUACAGUUCCUUUGCAGACAGAUGCAACAGCUGGAUAGAGCUGAUUAAACUGAAAGCUCAGACCAUAAGGCGCGGAUCAAUUAAGACAACUACUUCCCUUGAAAAAGCAAGUCCGUUGGCUGAGGGAUACCUGCGGCACCGUUCUGCCCCGUCGUGCGCCAACUCCACCGUCUCAGUUGUUAAGAUGACACCUCUUUCCUUUCUCCCUGGGGCGAAAAUAACCAAAUACCUUGGGAUAAUCAACAUGUUUUUUAUACGAGAAACCACUUCUUUGCGUGAGGAGGGUGGUGUCAGUGGUUUCCUGCACGCCUUCAUUGCUGAAGUGUUUGCCAUGGUGAGAGCCCACGUUGCAGCUCUGGGAGGGAAUGCAGUUGUGUCGUACAUAAUGAAGCAGUGUGUUUUCAUGGAGAACCCAAACAAAAACCAGGCGCAGUGUCUGAUCAAUGUCAGUGGGGAUGCUGUCAUCUUCGUCCGCGAGUCGGAGCUGGAGGUGCUGCCGGCGCAGCCCCCGGCAGCCGCUGCUCAGCCCACGGGCUCUGCUGGGGACGUCACGACGUGAAGGCUCGGCACCUGGAGUGGUCUCUGCUCAAUAUCAAGGUUAUUUAAAACGUGGGAAUGUUUAGGUUUGCAUCUUCAAAGUCACUGUCUCUCCAUGGCAUUCACAGCCCAACUCCAGGACAAUCGCUCUUUUUUGUUGCCACAUGGCUUAGGUAGGUCAGAGCAGUGAGCUGGCAGCUGUGCUCUGGUUCUCUGUUCCUGUUCCUGGCCUCUGUGAAGGCAGGCAGCAGGUGAAGCACUCACAGGAGAACUUGGAUUACAAUAGCAGGCAUCUCAUGGAACUGUGGAAGGAAGGAAAAAUUCUGUUCCAUUUCUGAGCUGUUCAGGGGGACCCUGAUCAGUUGUCAUUCAGAACCAUUUCUGAGCUGGAGUGUUGUCUGGCUCAGCUCAGCUCAGGGUGGGAGGGAGGUGCCUGAGAAGUCUGGGUUGGAAAUCUUUGAAGAAGGGAGAGAUUUGUGUGCAGGCCAGGGAAACAUGGGCUGGACUCUGAAAUUCCUUUACAUCACAGAGUGUGGAGAGAAAAAAGCAGUACCAAAAAGUUACAGUUUUAAUUUCUGCUCAGUGAAAGUAUUUUUUCUUAUUUUGUUGUUGUUUUUGUAUUUGGGAGCUGAGGGGUGUUGUUUGUUUUUUUUAUUGUUUUUUAAAAGCUGCCAGACCACAAUGCUGAGAUCCUGGGCAUCCCAGUGGUGGGACAAAAAACCCCAGAACACAACAAAAAGUUCCAGGGUGUGUCUGGUGCUGGUACCAGAUGUUCACUUCUGCAUUGACAAAGCAGGUCUUUUUGUUAUUUAAGACUUUGUGAAAGAAUCGUCCUGAGGUUCAUUUUCCUAAGGCAGGAUCUGUUUCAAGGAUGACAUAAACAAUCCCCCAAAAAUGAGUUGUGCAGAGGUUAUCCUGCAGCCUCCUUCCUGCUCGAAUGCCUGGCUAAUUGGAGACUGAUUUAUGCGUGUGACACUGGUUCCACUGGGGUUUUUUGUUCUUUUCCAGUGCUGUAGCUGGGAAAUAAGGGUACUGCAAAGACAGGAAAUUUGUCAUUUCCAGUAAAAGUCUGAAAGGUGAUGAUACUCUAUUGUAAAGAAAAACAAAACAAAAUAAAACAAAAAAACCUUUGAUUUGAAGAUGCAUUCUUGCUUAAUUCUGACAACACUGUACAUGGAACUUGAACAAAGAUGUAAACUUGAAUGUAAAUAUUCUGUUUAGUGUUGAAAUUAAGCAAUGGCAUGAUUAUUUGUUAAAAGUAAUUAUUUCAUUGUAAAUGAGCAUGAAAAUCAUUCUUGCACAAUAAAUAUCUUUAUAAAA
Messenger RNA from Motacilla alba alba, 4897 nucleotides. It is a transcript of the gene C2CD5, whose product is annotated as C2 calcium dependent domain containing 5. Gene Ontology annotation, cellular component: plasma membrane. Lineage: Eukaryota; Metazoa; Chordata; Aves; Passeriformes; Motacillidae. Bases 90 to 3599 code for a protein of 1169 amino acids. The transcript is spliced from 28 exons. The record is from RefSeq and is a predicted model, not a curated record. Gene Ontology annotation, biological process: positive regulation of vesicle fusion; protein localization to plasma membrane; intracellular protein transmembrane transport. Gene Ontology annotation, molecular function: calcium ion binding; calcium-dependent phospholipid binding.